Molecule: messenger RNA, 1469 nt
Organism: Hyaena hyaena (striped hyena)
Lineage: Eukaryota; Metazoa; Chordata; Mammalia; Carnivora; Hyaenidae
Gene: BSG
Product: basigin (Ok blood group)
Exons: 8
Coding region: 52-858 (268 amino acids)
Biological process (GO): cell-cell adhesion
Cellular component (GO): cell-cell junction
Molecular function (GO): cell adhesion molecule binding
Source: RefSeq, a predicted model, not a curated record
AUAGCGCCGCGGGCAGCGGUUGGCGGCUGGGACGGCACGGACGGGGGAGUUAUGGCGGCACGGCAGCUCGUGGUCCUGGCGCUGGCGCUGCUCAGCGCCGAGGGCGACUCUGGAGCAGGGAGCGGGAUCUGGACAUCUGUAGAUGAUAUCGGCUCCAAAACACGCCUUACCUGUGCCUUGAACCACAGCACCACUGAGAUUGUCGGCCACCGCUGGGUGAAGGGGGGCAAGGUGCUGAAGGAGGAUGCGCUGCCUGACCUGAAGACGGAGUACGAGGUGGACCUGGACGCCCGCUCCGGCGAGUACUCCUGCAUCUUCCUCCCCGAGCACGCAGGCAAGACCAGCAUCGAAGUGAAGGGGCUCCCCAACAUCAAGGCCGUGAAGAAGUCUGAGCACGCCACUGAGAGGGAGUCCGUAGUGCUGGGCUGCAAGUCGGACUCCUUCCCUCCGGUCAGCGACUGGGUGUGGUACAGGGAGGACAGCUCCGGUGAACAGGUCAUCAGCAACAGCUCCCAGAACAAGGUCUUCGUGGUGUCCUCGGAGACCAAGACCGAGCUGCACAUCUUCAACCUGGACCUGGAGACGCACCCCGGCAAGUACAUCUGCAACGGCACCAACUCCGAGGGCACCAGCCAGGCCGUCAUCGUGCUGCGCGUGCGAAACCGCUUCGCUGCCCUCUGGCCGUUCCUGGGCAUCGUGGCCGAGGUGCUGGUGCUGGUCACGGUGAUCUUCGUCUACGAGAAGCGUCGGAAGCCGGACGAGGUCCUGGACGAUGAGGACACGGGCUCUGCUCCUCUGAAGAGCAGUGGACACACCAACGACAAAGGCAAGAACAUUCGCCAAAGGAACGCCAACUGAGGCCUCCAGCCUCUGUCCGGAGCAGCUCAGCGUCUGCUGGUGGCAGAGUCCACGUCCUUUCCUGCAAAAGCAGACCACACCGUGGGUCACGUCAAAUUUUUUUCCUUUUUUUUAAACUAAACUAGGGUUUUCUACAUAUAGGAUUCUGUUUGUUAGAAGUUUUGUUUUUCCUUUGUAAACACCUUGUGAGCGCCUUGGGGAAGCCAUGAGCUUCCUGUGAGACUCCCACGUCCUCUGUCCCCUCGCUGCCCCCCAUCUGUCCCUGCCAUCCCCCCAACACAUCCCCUUGUCAUCCCAGCCCAUCAUUGGGGUUGUGAAGGGCAGACUGACCUUUUCCUGGGGCUCUGCCUCCUGAGGGUGCUGGGCCUCUUUGGGACCCUUUGCGGAAGGUCAGGGGUUGUGCGAGUGGCCGGCCUGCCUGCCUGCGGUCCGUGCUGACGGGUUGCUUCCAGUCUGCUGCUGUGUGUCGGGAUGGCUCAGGCCCUGCCUGCCCCUUACCACCCCUGCUGUCCACACGCCCGGCUGCGGAGGAGCCGCGGGCCCCCGCCCAGCGUCGCAAUCCACCCGCCACCUGCCUGCUCACCAAUAAAGGCUGACCCGUCACCUCUCCA